AUGUACGCGUGCGCUCGAACAACAAAGAUCAAUCACUUCCGUGGAACCAGUACUACACAAAACCCUAAUCGAGGUUUAGAACCGUCUCCUUCUUCUUAUGUUACUCGUCGGUCCAAAGAAAAACGUCCCAUUAAUGUGGAAAAGAGAAGUCACAAGAAACGCAAAAUCAUUUGUCCUUUAGAGGAGGAACCCAUUCAAACAACUCCACCGGAGUGGCUCUUGAACGUCAUGAGGAGAGAAGAGAACGGUUACAAUCCGAAGUUGAUCUCAACGAGGCAACUGUAUAAGACCGAUCUCAAAAAAACUGAAGCACGUCUCUCAGUUCCUUUUAAGCAGGUGAAAACUCCGGACUUUUUGACAGAGGACGAGACAAGAAUCAUACAUGAGAAUGCCAUGAAGAUUCGUGACAAUGGUGUGCCUGUGAAUUUCGUGGAUCCUGAGCUGAAUAAGCAUGUGCUUGAAUUGAGGAAGUGGAAAAUGAAAGGAAACUGGAUUUAUGUCUUUGUUAAAGGUUGGAAAAACGUGCUUGAUGCUUGUAAGACGUUGUUUAAGGAAGACGACGUCUAUCCUCUCUGGUCUUUCCGAUCUGGAACAGGCAAACUCUGUUUUGCUCUCACCCCUAAAAACUCUGGCCGUGGAAACUCUCUUCCUGGCGGUGAUGGCGCUUCUACUUCCGGUGAAUCUGGUCAGGUACCAUUACCCAUUCCUCCGGCAAGAUAUUCUAGCAACUCCGGCCAAGGCUGUUCAGGAGAGAGCAGCUCUAGUUCUUCCUAAUCAUAACUCUGCUUAUUUCUUAAGCCACAAGUAAAAAGGAUUUAGUUUUCAGGCAAUUCAGGCUUGGUUUUCUUUCUUUUUUGUUCAGUUGAUGAAACAGUGGGGUUUUGUCCAAAUAGUGGGGUUUCUCUUUUUGUUCAGUUGAUGAUAUGAUGUUUUGAAUUUAGAUUUCUUAAAGCUUAACUUUCUAGUUGAAUAAUUUGAAAGUUCUUUUAGUUA
Molecule: messenger RNA, 993 nt
Organism: Arabidopsis thaliana (thale cress)
Lineage: Eukaryota; Viridiplantae; Streptophyta; Magnoliopsida; Brassicales; Brassicaceae
Product: B3 domain protein, putative (DUF313)
Exons: 1
Coding region: 1-774 (257 amino acids)
Cellular component (GO): nucleus
Molecular function (GO): DNA binding
Source: RefSeq, marked reviewed